This is a messenger RNA of Paramecium tetraurelia, 1134 nucleotides long. RefSeq lists its product as uncharacterized. The transcript has a single exon. Lineage: Eukaryota; Ciliophora; Oligohymenophorea; Peniculida; Parameciidae. The record is from RefSeq and is a predicted model, not a curated record.
AUGUAAACAGCUGAAUUAGUAUUUUAGCAUAAACAAUGCACACUUCCUUAGUUUGAGAAGGUGUACAAGGAGGCAAUUUAAUUGUUGAGCCAAAAAAUAGCGAAUUCAAAAUAGCAACUACAAGAGGAGCAGGAUAAUUUAGUAUCAAUUGAUGAAAGGUUGAAAACAACUCCGGCAUUAAAUAGUAAUAAUCACAGAAUUCCAAUGAGACUAACACUGCAUUCAGCAUCAGUAUUGAAUCUGCAAUUGCACAACAAAUUUAUGGUUGGAUCUUUUGCAUUUUACAUGAAGAUAGAAGAUUACUAUGAAUACGAGAGUGAUUUCAAACCAAGUUACAAUUUGUAAUUCUAGAUUGAUCAAACUAUUGAUAUUUUGGAUGUUGGUGACAGCAUCCUAUUGGCUUUGAAUACAAAUACCUAAAAUUAGAUGAACACUACCAUAGUGAUACCGACAUACUCCUUGCAGUUUAAUAAAAAUGUUACUGAACUACUGACUUAAAAAGAGAAUGGGGAGUUGUUAGAAAUUGAAAUUACAUAUGAAAUUAAAGUCUUAGAUUAGAAGUUAUUGAAUCUCCAAUUAAAUUAGGCUAGAAAUCUAGUAAUAUCAUAUAUCAAGAAAUUCAAAGAUGAAUUAGAAGAUUAUUAAUUGUAAUUGCAAGACUUGAGAUAGGUCAAGAUUCCUUAUAAUAAUGAGAUUUCAAAUGAAUUAAAUGACGGAUAAUAAAAUCACAGUAGACAAGAGCCAUCGCAAAACACGUAUACAAUUGGAGUUCCAGAUUAUUAUCACAAACCUUUGGAAUUGUAAAGUUAGGAUUGCUAAUUAAAUCCUUAACCUCAGGAAAGAUAAUCAAGUAUCAUACCUUACUUAAUUGGACUCAUUUUAGCUUCAUUUAGCAAUUUAUUUAUUAAUGCGUUGUUUGAAUUAUCUUUUGUAAUGAUUGUUUUGAUCGUGGUUUUAAAAGAGGAUAAAACAACUACAUUUACAAAAGCAAUGAUCCUAUUAUCAUGGAUAAUGUUUGGAUUGAAUUUAUGGUUGCACCAAUCAUAGAUAUUAAUCAACAUAACAAGUAUAUAAAUAGGGUGGUUAGGAUUAUGUAUGUUAUAAUUAUAUAAAAUUUAUUUAAUUUUUUUAUGA